UGCCCGGCCCGCGCGGCUCUCUGCCCCCAGCCCGUGACGCGGCGCGCCGGCCGAGACAAAAGACCGCGGCCGGGGCCGCCUGGGGCCAUGCGAUCCCGAGCCGGCCGCCCCCUGCCCCGGUGCAGCCCGCGCGCCCGCCCCGGCCGCCGCGCGCCCGCCCCGGCCCUGCCCGCAGCCGGGUGGGCGCUGCGAGGCUGAGGGCGGACCCCCGGGCUGAGUGGCGGGAGCUGCAGCCGCCCCGCCCCCAGGCGCGGACCCCUUACUGCCCCAGGAGCCCGGCCGGGGGCUCGGAACCUUCCCGAGGCGCGGCGUUGGAGGCCGAGCGCAGCGCCGCGGGAGAGCAGAGGAAGCCCCGCGGGGGCCUCGGAGUUUCCCUCAAUCUGUACUGAAGUCACGGCAGUGAACACUGUCCUGGAAGCAGACAACAUCCAAACCACAAGCCGGCCAGCACUCGGGCGGGAGCCACACGGGGGCUGCCGAGGAACUGUGCGGCAGCGUGUGAGCCGGACCGCCGCGGCCACAUUUCAUCGCUGCCAUCAUAUUGGCUUCUGAACAAUCAGGAUAUGACGGCCCGUGGGAAAGCCUGAAUGAGAACCCUUCGUAACAGUUUUGCUGAUCCGAGUGAAGAACGGACUGGAAGACCGCGACGGCAGGAGCCUGUGACGUCCGAAGUCAUGGAGACCAACCAGGACACCUCCCUCUUCCUGAUGAAGAUCUUGGAGGAGCUGGACAGCAAGCAAAACACCGUUUCCUACCAGGAUCUGUGCAAGUCCCUGUGCGCCCGCUUUGACCUCUCCCAGCUCGCCAAGCUGAGAAGCGUGCUCUUCUAUACCGCUUGCCUCGACCCCAACUUCCCGGCCACGCUGUUCAAAGACAAGAUGAAAUGUACCGUGAACAACCAGCAGUCCAAGAAGAUCAUGGUGGCCGCGGACAUCGUGACCAUAUUCAACCUGAUCCAAAUGAACGGGGGCGUCGCCAAGGAGAAGCUGCCCACCGGCCGGCAGAAGGUGCGCAAGAAGGAGGCGUCCUUCGAGUCGUGCCGCUCUGACACGGAGGUCUGCACUGCCGCCGCGUGUGAGCCGGUCGGCUGUGAGCUGAGCGAGAGGCCCUUCCACCGGGGCUACCCUGCCCGGCAGUCCUCCCAGGGCCGGAAGGCUGACCGCCAGGACUGCCCGCAGUUCGUGCCCACCUCGGAGCCCAACUUCCUGCUGGGCGUGAGCAGAGAGCUGAAGGGCCGGGCGGCCUCCCUAGACCGGCUGCAGACCCUCGCCCCACCCUACUCGGUGGCCAGCCCCCAGCCCUGCGAGAUGCAGAGAACCUACUUCCCCAUGAACAUCGAGAACGAGUCCAUUUCGGACCAGGACUCCCUGCCCGUCAGCCAGGGCAUCAAGGAAACCUUCAUUUCCAGCGAAGAGCCGUUCAUGGUGCCGUCUUGUGUCCAGAAAAGGAACAUCUUUAAAGAGGAUUUCCAUAAUCUGAUGACCGUGUCCCCCACGUUGGUUGGCCCCGCUAAUAAGGCGGAGGCCCAGCACGGGGAGCCCCAGGGCCGGAAGGAGCCCCACAAGACUGCCUUCUUCAACCACAGCUUCGAGGUGCCCUACAGCAGCCAGUACCUGAAUCCCAUGUACUCCCCUGUGCCCGACAAAAGGCGCGCAAAGCACGAGAGCUUGGACGACCUUCAAGCCUCCACGUACUUCGGACCCACGCCGGUGAUGGGGAUGCAGGAUGUCAGGCGCUGUGCCGGGAGGCCGGGCAAGCAGAUCCCCUGGCCGGCCAAAAGCUGGAGCCUGAACACCGAGGAAGUCCCUGACUUUGAACGGUCCUUUUUUAACAGAAACCCCUCUGAGGAGAAGCUGCGCUACCCUAAUCCCAGCAGCCAGAGCCCCGGUUUCCCUACCCCAGACAGGUGCCCCACUUACCUGGUGCCGAAGGACCAACAGCCCAUCCUGCCCGUUGGCUACAUGGCGAAACCGAAUGCGCUCAGGUCUAAAGAGCUCUCGUCCCCGGUUGAGCUGGAGAAGCACGAGUCGGUCAAGAAGUUCAAAGACAAGAGCACCGGCUGCACCAGCGGGCAGCUCAGCUCGGACACCAGCAGCGUGGGCACCCAGACGGAGCAGCACGUGCUGGAGGCCAAGAAACGCAAAGACCUGUGCGCCUCGGGGCAGACCACAUACGGCGACAGGCACGCCACCAAGCAGUCCGACGACGACUCGGAAAUCAUCAGCGACGACAUCAGCGACAUCUUUCGGUUUCUGGAUGACAUGAGCGUCAGCGGCUCCACGGGCGUGAUGCCGUCUUCCUGCUACAACAGCACGGGGUCCCUGUCUCAGCUUCACAAGUCCGACGGCGACAGUUCCCCCGAGCACAACCUAACCAAAACUGCCAAUGGGCUUCCCGGCAGCAAAGGAGAAAAGGGCAACCGGCCUAACAACAGCCACCCCUCGGACGAGGAGCUGAAAACCAGCGUGUGCAGACUGGUGCUCCGCAUCGGUGAGAUUGAGCGGAAGCUCGAGUCACUGUCGGGGGUCCGCGAGGAAAUCUCCCAGGUCCUGGGCAAGCUAAACAAGCUGGAUCAGAAAAUGCAACAGCCUGAGAAGGUGAGUGUGCAGAUCGACCUGAAUUCCUUGACAAGCGAGGCUCCGUCGGACGACAGUGCCUCUCCGCGCAUGUUCCGCGCGCCCGGCGGCCCCCGGGGACCCAAGCUGGAGAACGCGGCUGACUGGUACUGCUCGGACGCCAGCGGCAGCAACAGCGAGAGCCUUCGCGUCAAGGCCUUAAAGAAGAACCUCUUCACCCGGCCGUCCUCCAGGUCCCUGACGGAGGAGAACAGCGCUACGGAAUCCAAAAUCGCCAGCACCUCCAACUCACCCAGAGACUGGCGCACCAUCACCCACGCCAGCCGCGGGGGCCUCGGGGAGGAGGGCAGCAAGGACAGAGGCCCCGGGGAGAGCAAGGACUGGCACCGCAAGGCCAAAGAGGCGGACAGACAGUACGACAUCCCCCCCCAGCACCGACUGCCCAAGCAGCCCAAAGACAGCUUCCUGGUGGCGCAGGUGUUCAGCCCGCGUCCCCACCCCGCCUCCCUCAAAGCCCACCUGAAGAGCAACCCCCUGUACACGGACAUGCGGCUGACUCAGCUGGCCGAGGUGAAGCGGGGCCAGCCCUCCUGGACCAUCGAGGAGUACACGAGGAACGCGGGCGACAAGGGCAAGCUGACCGCCCUGGACCUGCAGACACAAGAAUCUUUAAACCCAAACAACCUGGAGUACUGGAUGGAAGACAUUUACACGCCCGGCUACGACUCCCUGCUCAAGCGCAAGGAGGCCGAGUUCAGACGGGCCAAGGUCUGCAAGAUCGCCGCCCUGGUCGCGGCCGCCGCCUGCACCGUCAUCCUCGUCAUCGUCGUGCCCAUCUGCACCAUGAAGUCCUGAGCGCAGGGCCGCUGGCGGCGCACAGCCCGCGACGGCCGGCGGCACCCCCGGUGGCGGGAGGGCUCGGGGCCGGUGCGGCCACGGCUUGCCGGUCUCUGCCAGGGCGAGCAGGGUCUGGGACGGGUGCAUUCUCCGGAGACACCCGCCUCCUGUUGGCUUUGACUCGGUGACGUGCGGAUGCUUUUGGGAGCCGUGCGAUGUCUUCUCCUACCGAAAGAACGCUCUGCGCCACCGGUGGACACAAACUGAAUUCCAAGCAAAAAACAGAACAGAACAGAACAGAACAGAUGAUAGUUGAGGGGGGUGGGUUACAGGAAAGCUAUUUAAUACCUGCCCGCGGGGGAGGCUACGGGAGAUCACGAGUCGAGAAGGAAGACAGUUCUGUUUUCCGUCGCGUCCAGUCUACGGCAGGUGCAGUCAUGGGGGUCGUGGCCGCGGAGGAGGUUUCUUCUCUGCUGACUUUCAUCAAGGGCUACUGACUUUCCAUUCUCGCCCUUCGGUCGUCAUUACGAUCUUCACGGAACAUUCCGGACCGUCCUCCUUGUGCUCAGUGCAGGGAGGAGCUGGACUGCCUUGACCAGGCAUGGCCCGGAGUGCGCUGCCUCUGCCUGAGAGGCUGCGGUGCUCAGGCCGGGAGACCUUCCUGUCCCCGCCCAAGGCCUGGGGGAGCCGCUCGCCCCCGGCGUAAGGCCAGGCUUUGAGAGUCCCAGGCCACCCCCCACCCCCAGAAGGGCCUCCCAUGCCUGCUUUGGCUCCGCUCCCUGGUCUUCUGUCUCCUGGAAGAGCUUGGAACGUUUCUUUGUGCCUUGAAGAGCAGAGAGGCUGGCUGGACUCGCCCAUUUUAACCAUAAGCUGUGGCUUCCGUGUGCCCCAAUCCCAGCCAUUACCGGGGGCUUUCACAGGAUCUGGCAGGUUCGCCAAUCAUACGACAAAGGUACCCGGGUGUUCUCACGCACCACGACCCCAACUCGUGUUCUUGUCAGCAGUGCAAAAAAAAAAAAAAAAAAAA
This is a messenger RNA of Mustela lutreola (European mink), 4440 nucleotides long. It is a transcript of the gene MINAR1, whose product is annotated as membrane integral NOTCH2 associated receptor 1. The record is from RefSeq and is a predicted model, not a curated record. Gene Ontology annotation, cellular component: plasma membrane. Lineage: Eukaryota; Metazoa; Chordata; Mammalia; Carnivora; Mustelidae. The transcript is spliced from 5 exons. Gene Ontology annotation, biological process: negative regulation of cell population proliferation; negative regulation of TOR signaling. Bases 588 to 3431 code for a protein of 947 amino acids.